Messenger RNA from Ciona intestinalis (vase tunicate), 1162 nucleotides. RefSeq names its product prohibitin 1-like. The record is from RefSeq and is a predicted model, not a curated record. Gene Ontology annotation, biological process: mitochondrion organization. Gene Ontology annotation, cellular component: mitochondrion; membrane. NCBI's taxonomy places the organism in Eukaryota, Metazoa, Chordata, Ascidiacea, Phlebobranchia, Cionidae.
AUAGGGCAAGUUAAGUGCUUUACACUGUAAAUACCAGCUUGUUGUAUUUGUAGCUUAUAUAAUUAAACAAAGAAAUGGAAGCUUUACUUUCAAGAUUAACAAAACUUGGAGUUGGAUUGGCUUUGGCCGGUGGCGUGGUUAAUUCAGCAUUGUACAAUGUAGAAGCAGGAUGCAGGGGUGUUAUCUUUGAUCGGCUUUCUGGAGUCCGACAAACAGUAUCUAACGAAGGUACACACUUUCUUAUACCCUUCAUCCAAACACCUAUUAUAUUUGACUGCAAGGCGAGACCGAGAAAUAUUCCUGUCAUAACUGGUUCGAAGGAUCUCCAAAACGUCAACAUCACGCUGCGUAUUCUUUUCCGACCAAAACCCUCGAUGCUCCCGAACAUUUUCUCGACCAUUGGCGAAGAUUACGAUGAGAGGAUUCUUCCUUCGAUCACAAAUGAAGUUUUGAAAGCCGUCGUGGCGAGGUUUGAUGCUAGCGAGCUCAUCACGCAGCGAGAACUCGUUUCUCGGCAAGUCAGUGAGGAUUUAGCGGACAGAGCGGAUUCUUUCGGCAUCAUCUUAGACGAUGUGUCUCUCACUCAUCUUACGUUCGGGCACGAGUUUACGUCUGCUGUAGAGCAGAAGCAAGUGGCCCAACAGGAAGCGGAAAGAGCAAGAUUCGUCGUCGAGAAAGCCGAACAGCAGAAGCUUGCUGCUAUCACUACUGCUGAGGGAGACGCAAAAGCUGCUGAGAUGAUCGCAAAGUCUGUGGAAGAAGCAGGAGAAGGUCUUAUCCAGCUUCGUAAAUUAGAAGCUGCUGAAGAAAUCGCAGGAUUGAUGUCGAAAUCAAGAAACAUCAGCUACCUUCCACCUAACCAGAGCGUUCUCCUUUCUUUAAACCCAAACUAAUUAUGAACUUAAAGGAAAUGCUAUGAAUAAUGGUUGCCAGUUUUGGACAGUUCUGGAUGUGUAAAUUCCGCCAUUUUUUAAAAUUAAUGCAGCACAUAAUUAAUCCUAUUAAUGCACGUUCAUUUAUUUGGAGGUUUUUCUGCAAAUAUUCGUUGUAAUUUCCUGAAUUCAUAUACCUAUAUUAUGUACACACUUUAGCUUAAUUAUUAUACUGGUUAAAAUUGUAAAAUUUUGUGAUCAAAUAUGACAUUGUCUCAAUUCAUGCUGCA